GUUGGGGGAAAAACGCUUGAAAAGAAAAAUUAGUCAAAUAGUCUUUGCUCCCUUUCUCCGAGUAGAAUUGGGGGUUCUGGCCUUCUGGGGCUCACUCAAACACUCGGAGAGAAAAUUCUAUUCUCACCUGGCGGUUAGAUUCAGCAGCGUGACUGGCGAAGCCAAGAAUGAGAGUGAAAGGAGGAGGGAGGAAGAAAAGCUGGGAAGCAAUGCCUGUAGACGACGGGGGUCUGCUUUUUCAAGACACGGACCCAAACGACGCCGCUUUUGCUGUACCUGUAAACCAAGUCACUGAGCCACAGCCGGAAAUUGAGCAGGAGAAAAACCAAAACCACGAGGAGGCUCAGGCCGCGGAGGACGGUGACGGCGAGGGGGAAGAGGGGGAGGGGGAGGAAGGGGAAGAAGAGGCUGAGGCCGAGGAUGAGAAUAAGGAGAGGAGUACUAAGCUUGAUGACGGUUUCUAUGAAAUCGAAGCCAUUCGCCGCAAAAGGGUUCGAAAGGGUCAGCUGCAGUAUCUCAUCAAAUGGCGUGGCUGGCCAGAGACAGCCAAUACAUGGGAACCCUUGGAGAACCUCCAGUCUGUCUCUGAUGUUAUAGAUGCAUUUGAAGAAAGCUUGCGUACUGGAAAGCAACGGAAGCGAAAGCGCAAGUCUGGGACUCCUCAUACUCAACCUAAGAAGAAGCAGCAGCAGCGUUCUACAGACACUACCUACAAUGUGACAGAUGGGGAAAUAAGCAAUGCUGAUAAAGCUUUAUCAUCUAGUGCUCUCAAUGGCUCAGGGGUUGAUGUUCUUCCUCCCCCUCAACAGAUUUUCCAGUCAGUUGGUGAUGGAGAGGAUAAUGGGCGUGUCAACAAUACUGAAACAGCAAAGAAAAUUGAUUCUGAGAACUUUUGUGCAAAUGGUUCCCAACAAAUUAGUGAAAGGAGAGAGGAAAAUGAGUAUGAUCCAAAACUUAGUGAGCUCAAAGCAACAGGAUCUACUAACACUGUCAGUUCAGAUAAACUCUCUGUACAUUUCCAAGAAGCCAAAGCUCCGGAAGUUAAUGGCCCUACAAAUGGUCUUUCCAAGGUUGAUUGUGGAGAACCAGUACAGGGCAGUCGCAGUACUGGAGCUAAGAGAAGGAAGUCUGGUUCUGUGAAGAGGUUUAAACAAGAAGCACAAGUGUCUGAACAGGGUGCUACACAAAAUGCCCCAACUCGAGUUAGCACGAGAUAUGCUGGUAGAGUUGAUCAAACUGGGGUAGAAAAUCUUGAUUAUGCUGGGGAAAAUUCAGGUCGCAAGAAUAAGAUUGAUGAAUGCAAAGAAGCAGUGCGCAUCACCAAGAUUCUCAAGCCAAUGGGCUAUUCAACUUCGAUAUCAAACAAUGUCCAGGACGUGUCCGUUACCUUUAUGGCCAUGAGGUCUGAUGGCACAGAAGUGAUAGUGGAUAACAAAUUUCUCAAGGUCAAUCAUCCACUUCUGCUGAUUAAUUUCUAUGAGCAACAUCUCCGGUACAGUCCUGCUGUGUAAUUCAAGGUGUAAAUGGAGAGCGCAACCUUAGCUUAGCUAGAUCUUUAUCAUCUUUAUUGUCAGCUGCACAGUGUUGGAAUCUUGUAGUUGCAGGAGAGUGCAUAACUGACGUAGAUGGUGAACCAAGUUAUAUACCAGUAGCUAAUCACCUUUCAUUUCUCUUUUGCGUCUAUUUACCUCAGAAUUUACCGGGUCAUCUGGAUAGAUAAUAUGGAGAUAAGUAAGAGAUGGCACAUCUCUUUUUGUCUACGUAUAUGUUAAUGUAUUGAAUCUUUAACAUGAAAUGAACACAUCUUUCAUUUGCUCAGAAAAUCACUUCACUAAGGGAUUUUUUCUUUGGGUCA
Molecule: messenger RNA, 1855 nt
Organism: Rosa chinensis
Lineage: Eukaryota; Viridiplantae; Streptophyta; Magnoliopsida; Rosales; Rosaceae
Product: chromo domain-containing protein LHP1
Exons: 6
Coding region: 168-1511 (447 amino acids)
Biological process (GO): heterochromatin formation
Cellular component (GO): nucleus
Source: RefSeq, a predicted model, not a curated record